CUCCAAACUGUACCUACUUCAGCACAGUCUUAUGAAAUGCAAUCAACUACCGACUUAAAUGACCUGUCUGAUGUUCAUGACCAUUGUAAAGUUAAGAUGGAAACAAGUAGUGAGGAAUCAAAAACCAUAGCAGCAUUAACAAAAGAGCAUGAGCUAGAGCAGCAAAUUUUGGUUCAAGAUGAUCCGGAAAGUGAUGAAGAAUCAGAACUUGAUUGUGAUUACUCUACAGAAGCUGAAUCGGAGGAUGAAGGGGGGAAAAGGGACGAAAAUGCAGAUGAGGUGUUAUUGGAGAAGAAGAAAAAACGCUAUUUUUGGCAAUAUAAUGUUCAAUCUAAAGGACCAAAGACUAUGAAACUAAGUAUCAAUGGAAAAUGUGGAACAUCUGAUCCUGUUUUUAAUGCUGAAUGCUCUGACAAGGGUGUGAAGCACGCUGGCAAGGCACGCCGAGGAGAUGGAAAUGACCUGACCCCAAAUCCAAAGAAACUUUAUCACAUUGGAUUAGAGCUGAAGAAGUUGAAUUCGGUAAUUGACGAGUUGAUUCCAGCAAAUGAGUUGCCCCUUAAUGCAAGGAUAAACUCUAGAAAGGAAAAGAACAAACUGGCUUCAAGAGCGUGCCGACUGAAAAAAAAGGCCCAGCAUGAAGCCAAUAAACUCAAAUUAUUUGGACUGCAGCAAGAACGAAAACACUUGUUGCUGGCAGUAACAAAAGCCAAGAAAUUAAUAAAGAAACGAAUACAAAAUGGGAUGCAAAAGGACAAUUUAUUGCUUGCAGAUGUUCUUGAAUCUUUCAUCAUAAGCGGAGAUACUCCAAAAGUUGCUGGAUGCUCUGCUGAUUUUGUAAACAAUGCAUUGAAGAAAGUGGGCACUGGUGAUGAAACUGGAGGAUUAAACCUAGUUGAGUCAAGUUAGUUCUAUCUUCAAUAUUAGUGUAUAUAGAUCUUAGAUCUAUAUAUACACUGAAGCAUCUUGAUGUAUCUCUGAUUCUUUUGCGUCUAGCAAGUAUGCAUUUCAUCAGUACUAUUGUUCCCCAUUACCAUGUUCUAUACAUUCAUACUUUUCAUAUGUAAAUGUUAGUUCAUCCACCAGUGUGAAUAUAGUGUAUAUUCUAAGUUAGUUUUCAUAUUUGAAUUUGAAAAUUGAGGUCUUGCAAAUUAUAUUCUUUAAAAAAAGUCAAUAAUAAGAAAAAAAAAUGAUAAAGUGAAAUAUGAGUGAACUUUUAUGUGUCAUAGCUUUCACAUGCACCUUUGUUGUUAAGAGAUAUUUUUUGUGCAUAAAUUUCCCUUUUUCCCCUCUAUUUUUCUUUUUUUCAUAAGAUGCAGUAUAUGAAUUUUUUUUCCUCAAAUGUUAAGGUUAAACCAUUCAAAAAGGCAUGAAUUUGCUAUAGCUUUGUAAAUAUUUGAUUUAUUAUUAUUAUUUAUUUAUUUAUUUAUUUUUUUGAAGGUCAGAUGAUAAAAAAUAAUUUUAUACAUAAUGCUGAAAAAGGGUAUUACAUCAUUAACACUGGAGAAACUGAAAAUUGCCAUGAACCUACAUAGUCAAAAAGGACCACCAUGGCUCCUUUGUAUCUUUUGAGGGAAAUUCUUUUAACAUUUCUUCAUAAUAAGUGGAUGUGCCUAACACAUCUCGGAUACCUCAUUAAAAGUUAAGCGAUAAUAGUGUCUAACACUGCUAUCUGUAUGCCAAAAUUUAAAAUUUAUUUAUUUAUCAAAGAGCAAUUAUUGCUCAGCUGGUCAAAGGUCUCCAGUUUGUAGCAUUUUGAAACUCAUACUGGCUGUAAAAAGGAAAAUGUCAAGGUGCAACUAGACUAAAUGUUGUAUUCACCAGCUAAUUGGAACUUUAACCAGACACCUAAACCGCCAAUUGAAACCUUCCUCUGCUAAGAAUUCAAUAGGCAGAUUUGAUGCAUGAUAGAUGUUCAAAUCAGCUUUUGAAUGCAAUCAUAAAGACCCUUAUUAUGUUACAGUAAUUAAGAGAAGAUUAUCAUGAUUUUUUUCAUCAAAAGAUUACAUUUUUCCAGUGUUAAUGUAUAAAUGACUCAAUGAUUCAAAUAAAUUCUGAUGAUUACAGAAAAACAACAAAUAAAAGUUUUUGAAUUUUAUAAUUUGUACAGUAUGGUAGCACUACUGUAACAAUUCCUUCAAUUUAAGAUACUUUUCAGAGACAUAGUUUUCAAUAUCUUAUUUUACCUUAGUUCUGCAAAACAAAGUGACUCCAUUGAAUACUAUUUUCUAAGCAUUUGACUGGUUCACAAUAGAAUGUUAAAUCUUUUGGAUGCUCUAGUUAAUUUAGAGCAUAUGUAAACCAUGCUUUACAAAAUUAAAAUUAUUUGAUGAAAAAGUUUUAAAAGAUCUUGUCCGUUGAAAUCAGUUGACCAAUUUUUCUCAACAUUGAAAUUUUAAAUUUUUUCUUAUCUUUUAUUGCUUCUCUAAUUAAGAGAUGUACCCUGUAUUAUUUAAGCUCUUGUACUGCUAAUACUAUAUUAGCUAUAUACUUAAAAAUGCAAUUAAGAUAUAAUUCAUACAUGAUUUUCUCUACAAAAAAGAUAUUUUAUCCUGUUUUUCAUAGGAGUAACCUAUAAUUUCCUUCCUUUUUUUUUAUAAAAAUAAGAGCCAGGUUUAUUUCGAAAAUAGAUGUAGCAAUUUUUGAACAUUCUCCAAAGAAAAAGAAGUAAGAUGCUUUUUUUUUUUUUUGCUAAAGCACUUGAUAUUUACAUCAUGUGCAUUCUUGUAUUGCAGAUACUUGAGAUUGGAGCUAAAAAUUAAGCUAAAGAAACUAUGAUAAAAAAUUUGAAACUGUAUAAAACAGCAAAAUUAUCAGCAAUAAAAAAAUUUAAAAAAUAUACAAAAAUUCAAAAGUGAAAAAUUAUUUACAAAUACAUGAAAUACAAAAUAAUUCAGACAAUAAAUGUCAUAAUCUCCUCUCUGGCAUGCCAAUAUCAGUCGCCAAGAUUUUCUUCUGUCAAAGAAUAUUUGAAUAGAUGUUCUUUGUCUUUCUCUAUGUUUUCAUUGCAUAAAGUAUA
Uloborus diversus is the source of this 3019-nucleotide messenger RNA. RefSeq names its product protein CREBRF homolog. Lineage: Eukaryota; Metazoa; Arthropoda; Arachnida; Araneae; Uloboridae. Gene Ontology annotation, biological process: response to unfolded protein; regulation of transcription by RNA polymerase II. The coding region runs from base 37 to 909 and encodes 290 amino acids. The transcript has 5 exons. The record is from RefSeq and is a predicted model, not a curated record. Gene Ontology annotation, cellular component: nucleus. Gene Ontology annotation, molecular function: RNA polymerase II transcription regulatory region sequence-specific DNA binding; DNA-binding transcription factor activity, RNA polymerase II-specific.